AUGAUCUUCCUGCUAUUUUUCGGCUUCGCCAUCAUAACUACGAGCUUAGCCUCGCCAGUAUCCCAACCUCUUCCCACGGCCAUCAUUGAUUCCGGUGCAAUUGUCGGCACAACCACAUCCCUCCCCUCCUCUACCGCCGUCGUCAGACAAUACCUUGGAGUUCCAUUUGGUGCACCACCUGUCCGCUUCAGCCCUCCAGAACCAGUUGCAAGCUGGUCGACGGUCUAUAAUGCGACACGAUGGGGACCAGCCUGCAUCCAACAAAUCGGUCAAGGCACCAAAGAGUUCUUUGGCAUGUUAGACCUACCCCCUCCGGCAAACGGAGAGAGCGAAGACUGCCUGAAUCUCAAUGUCUUCACCCCAGAAUCUGCCUCGGCAGGAUCCAAGGCUGUUCUUGUUUGGUUCUACGGAGGGUCUUACAUGAAUGGUGCUACGUCUGUCAAUCUAUAUGACGGCACCAGCUUCGCUGCCAACCAAGAUGUCGUGGUAGUCACCGUCAAUUAUCGCACCAACUUCUUUGGAUUCCCUGGUGGCAACGUUCCUGCCACGGAGCGAAACCUUGGCUUCCUGGAUCAACGACUUGCCCUAGAUUGGGUGCAGCGCAACAUCGCCGGACUCGGCGGUGAUCCGUCAAAGAUAACCAUCUUUGGUGAGAGCGCCGGGGGUGGCAGUGUCGAUGCUCUGAUCACGGCUCCCCCAGACCCAGUUCCAUUCCGUGCAGCAAUUAUGCAGUCCGGCCAGAGCUCGAUCAGCAUGACUUUGGAUGGCGGCUCUGAGAAAUACACAGAGUCGUGGAAGAAGCUGGCGGGAUUUGCCAACUGUCCUUUGGAUAAUGCUCUCGAAUGUCUCCGGAAGGCGCCAGCUCUCGAGCUCAAACAGUUCGCUGAGAACGCUAGUCUUUCUUUUGGCCCCGUGCCAGAUGGCGGCAUUACAUUGUCCGCAACACCUCGCCUAGAUCGCCUCCACUCAUCAGAGGGAAAUUCUUCCAUCGCUCGCGUCCCUAUUCUCAUCGGGAACAAUGCCGACGAACCAAAACCUUAUAUCCGGGGGGUUAACGACACGAAGGCUUACCUCGAGACACUAGAUCUAGGUGAAUAUGCUGAGAUGAUUUUGCAAGCGUAUCCGUUGGGCGAACCAGGAGCGCAAACUGAGAACGACCGACUCUCUCUCAUUGGUACCGAUCUGUUUAUGCAUUGUCCAGCUAAAGUCUUUGCCGAAGACAGCGCCAAAGCGGGUAUUCUAUCCUAUAGGUACCUUUUCAAUGCUAGCUUCCCAAACAAUGAAGCUUUCCCAGGAAGUGGUGCGUUUCAUGCUGCUGAAAUUGCUUUCGUGUUCGGUACGUAUCCGCAGGAAAAUGCCACUCAGUUUGAGCAUGACGUAAGCCAGGCCAUGCAGAAGGCCUGGGCGGACUUUGCGAAGGAUCCAAGCCAAGGCCCAGGAUGGGAGGAGGGGCCCAUGAUUGGCGUCUUUGGCGAUGGAGUGAAAGCUGGGAUGAGUGACGAAGGAAAGAAAGCGUUGACCGCAGUGGGCUCCGCGGCCAUGGACAGAAGGUGCGAGCUUUAUAAACCUUUAUAUGAUCAGCUGGCACUUUCUGGUUCUUCAUAG
Aspergillus pseudotamarii is the source of this 1605-nucleotide messenger RNA. Its product is annotated as carboxylesterase/lipase family protein. The record is from RefSeq and is a predicted model, not a curated record. The transcript is spliced from 2 exons. NCBI's taxonomy places the organism in Eukaryota, Fungi, Ascomycota, Eurotiomycetes, Eurotiales, Aspergillaceae. Gene Ontology annotation, molecular function: cholinesterase activity. Bases 1 to 1605 code for a protein of 534 amino acids.